AUGUCCAGCUCCUGCAUCUCACUGUCAGGCUCAACGCAGUGCCCAGCCUUCAAUUCGUCUUCGAUCUCCACAAGCACCAGUCUUUACACCGACUUCCCGUUUCUGCAAAACGUUACGAAUCUGACCGAAUUCGACAAUGCCCUUAACAACUAUGUGCUGGGCUCAUACAUCCAGAGCAAAUAUGCCGUGUACCUUGGCUGUCAGGGCGACCUUUCCAACACCAGUGAUUACUAUGCGCGGUAUACCACAAGUGCCAUCUGCAGUGGCUUAGUCCAGAGUUCCGCGACCGACUGCGACCUGUCGACUGAGCAGACACGGCCGCUCUGUGCGGAUGACUGCGCAUUGAUGGCUACAAGUGAGGAAGAGAUUGCUGUUAACGACGAGCUGUGCCCUGACCGACGAAGCGACUAUUUGAACCAGAUCCGCUCCGACUUUGCCGUGUGUACUGGUCCCGAGGGCUCUCUCACUGGAUCAUGCAUAUCAGCGGCCGUCAAUGAACCCAACGAAUGCGGCUUUCGCUCAAAUCUUAUCGGGCUGUGCGGAUUUUGCGCUUCGAGCUCUGUCAAUUCGACUGAUUCCUGCUGCAUAAAUGCGAAUGCCUCGACUCGAUGCGAAGGCGUGGAUAUUCCGACCCCGUCUACAUCGUUUAUUCCCAUUUAUACGUCCGAUACGGACUCGGGAAACGAUACAGGUAACGGCUUGUCGGGUGGGCAGAUUGCGGGUAUCGUCAUUGGCUCUGUUGCUGGGUUCGCCGUGCUCGCGGUUCUGUUAGCGUUCGGUCUCAUAUAUUAUUGCCGGCGUAAGCGCCAGGCUGGCGACGACAACUCACUCAACAAGCCGAACCCUCAAAGAAAAGGAUCUCCCAUGCAGCAGGCCGGGAACCAAGCCUUCGGUGCCGCGCCUGGGCGCGUUGCGAGAAUGUCCGCCCUACGCGAGGCCCCGAGUUCUUCUCCUGGGCACUCUCGGAAUUCGGGAGCCUUCCUUGGUGGCAGUGCCAAGUACAGUGAUUCCUCAGACUCCGAAGGCUUUGCGAGCCCCGGAGCCAUGAACAAGAAGAUUCCGCCUACCACCGGAAAACGCCAAGGUUCACUAUCAAGCAACUCGGCCCUGGCGGGUGCAGGUAGCGACAUCUCUCCUCGCUCCGGCACGAUUGGGCAGUACUCUUCGCCGGAAGGGUUGACCAGUGGACAAUCCGAGCAGCUAUCUUCGUUCCAAGACUAUUACUCGCAAGAUGAUAUCCAUCCCGGUGACAAGGUUGCAGUACUCUGGGCUUACCAACCGCGGGCGGGUGACGAAUUUGGCCUAGACCGCGGCGAGAUGAUCAAGGUGAUAGGUAUUUGGGACGAUGGGUGGGCGACGGGUGUUCGUGUACCCGAGAGUGCAGAAGAAUACGAUGCUAGACACCGCGAACAGCGUGACAGUGGCGUCUCGAGUCGCUCGCAGAGAACCUCUCCAGCCCCGUCAGGCGAGAUCAAAGCAUUCCCAUUGGUCUGUGUUUGUCUCCCACAACACUGGAGGAAGAUCAUCGAUGGCGGACAAGGAGAUGACGAAGCAGCAGAAAGAUAUGGAUCUAUGUCCUAG
Molecule: messenger RNA, 1581 nt
Organism: Aspergillus mulundensis
Lineage: Eukaryota; Fungi; Ascomycota; Eurotiomycetes; Eurotiales; Aspergillaceae
Product: SH3 domain protein
Exons: 4
Coding region: 1-1581 (526 amino acids)
Molecular function (GO): protein binding
Source: RefSeq, a predicted model, not a curated record